Pogona vitticeps (central bearded dragon) is the source of this 859-nucleotide messenger RNA. It is a transcript of the gene ADISSP, whose product is annotated as adipose secreted signaling protein. The record is from RefSeq and is a predicted model, not a curated record. Lineage: Eukaryota; Metazoa; Chordata; Lepidosauria; Squamata; Agamidae.
CAGAGAGAGAGCGCGCAGGCGGGCAGAAGGACGGCGGGGCAACGGCGGAGGGUCUCUCCUCUCCCCUCCCGGCUGCGGGGCGGCGAGUGGUAGAGAGAGGCGGUGGCUGCUUCUCCUCCUGUUCUUCUUCCUCCUCCUGCUGCUGCUGCUGCAUCUCCCUUGAGGAUGGCCUCUCGCUGAUCAGGCUGAAGUUGGAGGCUGCAGAGCCAGGACAACUCUUGGGGACCCCCGGAUGGCUACCGCAAACAAGGGCACCAAGCCCAAAGUGGGGGGUGUCCGCUUUGCCCCAACCCAAGCGGUGGAAGGGUCUUCCAGCCACGUCCACUUUGACGAAAAGCUUCAUGAUUCGGUGGUCAUGGUCAGCCAGGAGAAAGAUGGAAACUUCUUAGUGAAGGUGGGGUUCUUGAAGAUCCUUCACAAGUACGAAAUCACGUUUGUCCUGCCUUUUGUGGAGCGGCUGGGGAAGGACGUGUGUGCCGCACCCUUGUCGAACCUUCACCUCAAGGUGAUCAACAUCCUGCCUGUCUCCGAAGGUUACAGCAUCAAGUGUGAGUACACGGCCCACAAGGAGGGGGUCUUGCACGAGGAGAUGGUUCUUUGCAGCGAAUCCAGUGCCGGCGCCUCCAUCAAGGUUGUCGUCCAAGCCCGGGUGAUGGACCGCCACCACGGCACGCCAAUGUUGCUGGAGGGUGUGAAAUGCGUGGGUGCGGAACUGGAGUACGACUCGGAGCAAAGUGAAUGGCAGGGUUUUGACUAGCGGAGGCGAAGCCCUCUGCGUGCUCGGCAAACCUCGGCGCCUUUCGAGGGUUUUAUAUACAUAUACAAAUAUAUACAUCUAUUUUCCCGGUUAAGCUUGAAA